This is a messenger RNA of Schizosaccharomyces japonicus yFS275, 934 nucleotides long. RefSeq names its product RNA exonuclease. The record is from RefSeq and is a predicted model, not a curated record. The coding region runs from base 292 to 855 and encodes 187 amino acids. NCBI's taxonomy places the organism in Eukaryota, Fungi, Ascomycota, Schizosaccharomycetes, Schizosaccharomycetales, Schizosaccharomycetaceae. Gene Ontology annotation, biological process: RNA metabolic process. Gene Ontology annotation, molecular function: nucleic acid binding; 3'-5'-RNA exonuclease activity. The transcript has 2 exons.
AGGUGGGCGGUAGCAGGGAGGAUAAUAGCUCCAGCCCAGAUGACCAACUACUCCCUCCAACAUAGUCGGUAACACAGCCAGAAAGUAACAGCUGUGUAGGAUAGAAGGAUUUGUCUGAAUAGUAAUUGCAACGAAAACUUUACAGUUGUCUAUUCAUAGUGAUCUAUCUGUUAAAAAUUGGGACUGACUUGUUUGACAAGAUACAAUUGCAAGUGCUACUACUACUAAGCUAGUACAGAGAAUAAAUCACCUAGAAGUUUUUCCUUCAAUACACCACUUAGAACGCAUACCAUGACUGCUGCUCUUCGUUCCCCACUCGUAUGGGUUGACUGUGAGAUGACAGGAUUGGAAGUUGGCAAGGAUGUGCUUAUGGAAGUGGCAGCCAUCAUCACAGACGGCGAUUUAAACCCCAUUGAAGAAAAGUUUGAGGAGACAAUCCAUGUCGACGACGACAAACUUCGUCAGAUGAACGAUUGGUGCAUUGAUCAUCACGGAGCAUCAGGUUUGACAGAACGUUGUCGGCAAUGCAAGCAGUCAGUGAAUCAAGUAGAACAAAAAUUGCUCAACUACAUUCAAAAGUACAUUCCUCGGCGUAGAGAGGCUCUCAUUGCAGGCAACUCUGUUCAUGCAGAUGUGCGUUUUCUGACCGUCGAAAUGCCAAAGGUAAUUGAGCAUCUUCAUUAUCGAAUCAUUGACGUCUCCACCAUUAAAGAGCUUUGCAGACGUUGGCGUCCCGAUAUUCCUCCCUUUAAAAAGCGUUUGGCUCACCGUGCCCUCUCGGAUAUUGAGGAGAGUAUUGCAGAGCUGAAGUAUUACAGACAACACUGGCUCUGUUCUCCCGAAAAAAAGGAUUAGCAAGUAAUUGGUAAGCUAAGAACAAUUAGUGCAUAGUGGAAAUUCAUGAAUGAAAAAGCUCGCGUCAAGUAGCGCGGUC